Messenger RNA from Gadus morhua (Atlantic cod), 2333 nucleotides. It is a transcript of the gene nfe2l2a, whose product is annotated as nfe2 like bZIP transcription factor 2a. Lineage: Eukaryota; Metazoa; Chordata; Actinopteri; Gadiformes; Gadidae. The record is from RefSeq and is a predicted model, not a curated record. Gene Ontology annotation, molecular function: RNA polymerase II cis-regulatory region sequence-specific DNA binding; DNA-binding transcription factor activity, RNA polymerase II-specific. The coding region runs from base 141 to 1979 and encodes 612 amino acids. Gene Ontology annotation, biological process: regulation of transcription by RNA polymerase II; cellular response to oxidative stress. The transcript has 5 exons. Gene Ontology annotation, cellular component: nucleus.
UCAUUUUCGUUACAUUAGAUGCAAUAUAUCCUCCUCAGUGUCACGGCGCUGGACUCCGUCUGUCUCCAUUCUGACCCGAAAUUAAGGAAUUAAAUCCAUUUUCAUUUCAUUACAAGACGGCCCUUCCAUUGAGCUCCACGAUGAUGGACAUUGAGGUGCCUGACAUACUUCCCAGUCAACAGGACAUGGAGCUGAUCGACAUCCUCUGGAGGCAGGACGUGGACCUGGGCGCGCGGCGGGAGGUGUUCGACCAGAACCACCGGCAGAAGGUGCACGCCCUGCAGCGGCGGAGCGAGCAGGAGGAGGAGAAGAAGCAGCAGCGUCUCAGGGACGAGCAGAAGGCUCUCUUGGACCAGCUGCAGCUCGACGAGGAGACGGGAGAGUACAUCCCCAAGCCGCUGGCCAGCGGCGCCCUGACGCCGGCGCCCGCCAACCCCCUGGUUGUGAUACAGAAUGUGAACUUCUCAGAAGGCGAUGACUCCAUGUCAUUUGACGAAUGUAUGCAGCUGUUGGCAGAGACGUUCCCCCUGGCGGAGGACACCUCCGCCUGCCUGGACAGCAGCGUGCCCCCGGUCCCCAGCAGCGACACCCACAGCCUCAUGCCUUCCAAGCAGCCCGCUCUCCCCCUGGCCUCGCUGUCCCCCGCCCCCGUCAUCGCAGACAGGAGGGGGCCAGAGAUGGACCAGGCCUGGAUGGAGCUGUGGUCCCUCCCAGAGUUGCAGCAUUGCCUGAACUUGCAAAUGGAGGACCCCCUGGAGACAACGGCGUACCUUCCCACGAGCAUCCCCGACGUACAAGAGGGAAACUAUACAUAUUACCCCCUGUCAAACGCCCCCAACGUGGGGCCCAACCCGGUGGAGGCCUGCCCCCCCACCUUCAUCAACGCCUUCGAGGAAGUCUUUCACGAUAUGGUCGCGCCAGAACCAAUGAUGGGGGACGCCAACCUGGGCCCCAAAGGGUUCUGUGGCGACGCCUUCUACCCCGACCCCGUCCUCUGCCCGCCGGAGGCUGUGGAGGCCAACGUGAUGGAGCACAAAGAAAGCGGCAUACUGCCAGAGCUACCAAAGAAGCCUCCUUUAAACGCCGUGGACGCCCACAGCCACUCGCCCCUGGGGGAGGCGCUGGAGAGGUGCAAGCAGGAGCCCAUGGCCGAGGUCCCCGACUCCGACUCGGGCAUCUCUCUGAACCCCAGCCCCCACGCCAGCUCCCCGGAGAAGUCCGUCUACGGCGACGGCUCCUUCGGUUUCAGCGACAGCGACAUGGACGACUUGGACUUCAACCCCGGGAGCGCCGAGUCCGAUUACUCCGAGAUGUUUUCCUUGAACUUCCAACCCGACGACUUCCAGCAGAGUGCGCUCAUGUUGUCCCAGGCGGGGCAGCCGGAGGCCCAGCAGGACAAGAAGCCCAAGCUGCACAACGCCAAGCCCGCGGAAGAGGGCGGACAGAGCGAGGGGCCGUUCACCAAAGACAAGCAGAAGAGGCGCUCCGAGGUGCGUCUCUCCCGGGACGAGCAGCGGGCCCGGGCACUCCGCAUCCCCUUUACCGUGGACAUGAUCAUCAACCUGCCCGUGGACGACUUCAACGAGCUCAUGUCCAAGCACCAGCUCAACGAGCCCCAGCUCGCGCUGGUGCGAGACAUCCGGCGCCGGGGCAAGAACAAGGUGGCGGCGCAGAACUGCCGCAAGCGCAAGAUGGAGAACAUCGUGGGGCUGGAGUACGAGCUGGACUCCCUGACGGAGGAGAAGGAGCUGCUGCAGAUGGAGAGGAGCAAGAACGGGAGCAGCCUGCGCAAGAUGAAGCACCAGCUGAGCACGCUGUACCUGCAGGUGUUCAGCAUGCUGAGGGACGAGGAGGGGAAGCCCUACUCCCCGUCCGACUACUCGCUGCAACAGACCACCGACGGCAGCGUGUUCCUGGUGCCACGCACUAAAAAGACACACGCCAAGAGCAAAGACCACAAACCGGCGUCCGCUGAUUAAUAUGGUACUGCAUUAUCAUCGUAGUGAUUAUACUAUGCAAUAACUUUGUAGUUACUCGGCUUCAAGAAUAUGUAGAUCAGCAGUGCUAUUAUAUAGUUAUUGCUUUCUCCUCCCAAAUCUUGUAAUAUUUUUGAUAUUUUACUUCUUUUGUACCGCUUUCUAAUAUUGAGAUUCUUUUCCUAUAUUGUUUGUAAAUAUAAACUUUCCUUGCCGUUCGAAUAUGUAUUGUAUAUAUAUUUUAGUAUUUUAAGAAACUCGUUUCAAUCACUGUUACUUUGUUAAAGCUUCGAUUUGCUGACCCGAUUUUUUUAAAUCCUUUGGCCUUUCAAUAAACACUUUUCCUACACCACAAUU